Batrachochytrium dendrobatidis JAM81 is the source of this 1224-nucleotide messenger RNA. RefSeq lists its product as uncharacterized. The transcript is spliced from 5 exons. Gene Ontology annotation, biological process: lipid metabolic process. Bases 1 to 1224 code for a protein of 407 amino acids. Lineage: Eukaryota; Fungi; Chytridiomycota; Chytridiomycetes; Rhizophydiales. The record is from RefSeq and is a predicted model, not a curated record.
AUGAAGCCUUUUAUCACAUUAUUACUGGGUGUUGUGGCCAUUUCCACUGUUCAAUGCAAUGACCCACCACAUGCCGGAACUAAUGAACUUACAGUCAAAGUCCGCCCCACCGAAUCCAAAGUUGGUGGUAAGCAUAAAAGCAAAACAAAACACAUUGAAACCCAUCUACCACAGCUACCUACCAUUGAAGAGCAAGAAAUCGUUGAAGAAGAUGAGAUCGCUGAGGAAGAUGAGCUCAUUGAAGAAGAUGAGAUCGCUGAAGAAGAUGAGCUCACUGAAGAGGAUGAGAUCGCUCAAAUUGAACAAGAUGCUCGAAAAGGCGGUUCUAUGCAGAUUGCUCAAAAAACAAGUUUACUCGAGUCAAAGAUGAGUUCCUGUCAAGUUAGUACCGAGCUAUCAAAUCAGCUUUCAAAAUAUAUGAAUUACGCUGCCGGUAUUUACUGUGAUUCUGUUCUUCUUCAUAAAGCAUGGGUUUGUGAAAAAUACUGCGGCGGAGAUACUGCUGGCACAGUGGUGCAUCAUAUAUUUGGAGAUGGCGUGUCUGCUGUGGGAUUCAUCGGUGUCCAAGAAUCAUCAGAAACUAUCAUUGUGGCUUUUCGUGGAACCGAUGAUAUGAAUGACUGGAAAGCCAAUAUUCGAAUGGUACCUCGAGCUACAUUUUGGCUGAACCAUAUGGUUGGCACAAAGAGUCGUCGACGAUUUCCCAAGUUUCAUCGAUCGGUUCCUCCGCCUAAAUCAAGGACUCAUAGUGGAUUUCAUAAAGAAUAUAACAAAGUCAGAAAUGCUGUUCUUUUGGUCAUGGAUGCGGUCAAACUCUUGCAUCCUAACUUCAAAGUCGUGUUUACUGGCCACUCACUUGGUGGUGCACUGUCUACUAUGGCUGCUCUCGAUUACUAUGAUAAAUACGGAGGAGGUGCUAUAAGAAAUGCAUAUCUUUACACUUAUGGGUCUCCCAAAGUGGGUAACAAAGUUUUUGCAGAUUGGUUUUCAAGUUUGCCAUUUGGCGGUAUUUACCGACUCGCGCAUGUGAGCGAUAUAGUGCCACAUCUUCCACCCUCAUUUUUCGGGUACGCUCAUAUUAGACCAGACUACGAGAUAACUCAAGAUAAAACUGUUUUUAGUUGUAGCGGAAACAAUGUUGGAGAGGUCUAUGUUCGUCAAGCAACUAGUAUAUGGUCAACGAGUGUUUCAGCACACAAGAUUGGUUACCAAUUUGCAUCGUAA